This is a messenger RNA of Paraglomus brasilianum, 1941 nucleotides long. The record is from the annotation of a GenBank genome assembly. Lineage: Eukaryota; Fungi; Glomeromycota; Glomeromycetes; Paraglomerales; Paraglomeraceae.
AUGCCUCCAAAACGAAAGUCUGCUGCUAAGUGCUCUGCACAAACUAGACAAUCGAAGCGGAAGAAUACAGUGAACUCAUUCCAGCUGUUGGAAGACCAUGAUCUGACUGACAUCACACCUGAGCAUGUCAACCAUGUUUUUUUACUUGACUCAUCUGUGGUGCCAGAAGGUGGCCCUACAUGGAUUGAGUUUGAUAUGCUGAAGGAGGAAAACUACCACAAUCUGGAUGCAUCCAAACGGGAUAACUAUCUACUACCCUUCCUCAUCCGAAAAUGUGCUGUCAAAUUACUAAAAUCCAUGCAGGCGUUAAAGGAACAAUUUGAUGAGAAAGGAGUGUUUAUUAAUGUUGGCAGAAUACUCACUGGCACUGCUGGUGCGGGAAAAUCAUACGUUCUGUACCAUGUUGUCCAGUUUUGCCGGGCCUCAGGAUGGCUUGUUCUUUAUGUUCCAAGGUUGGGAACACUUGCAAGAGAGGAUAAUGAAGAAGCAGCCAAGUUGAUUUUGGAAGCUUUUUUGGAAGGUAAUGAAAGGCAACUUAAGGACAUGAAGUAUCAUGAGAAGUCCCUCUAUGAUUUCAUUACAGAGGGUUUCAAUGAUGAGAAGUAUCUAGCAACUUUUAAGAAGAUCAUAACUAUUCUCACUGGAAAGCUCACAAUCCCUGUUCUCAUUGCUAUUGAUGAGUGGAACUCUCGGUUCACUGGAGAUAGUUUAUGCUGGGAAGUGCUCAAUACUUUUAAUGAUAAGAUGCUGAUGUCAGGAUUUUGGCUCUAUUCUAUCUCUACGGCAUUUGAUCCUGUCCAAAGUCUCAGAAAUGCUGAUGCAACAACAAUUACCAUUGACAUUCCACCCUACAGUGAGGAAGAAUUUGAUGCAAUCUUAGAAUGCCAGCAAUACUUUAGGCGACUCCCUGCAGUCAUCAACAAGGAUCAGAUCCGAUACCACUCUGCCCUUAUUCCACAAAUGAUUUUAUAUUGGUGUUUGGAUUGGAGUCCCAACUUGGGAAAACUAUUUGAAGAUGUCCUGAGGUCCUUUUCCAAUCAUGCUGUCAAGUAUUAUAAAGGGAGAAUCCAGAAGACCUUGGAUCGAGCUAAGCAUUUGACUACUAAUGAAGAAUUGAUAACACAUCAGACUUUGGCCUUCUUCUACAUAAAUGUUGCAGUGAAAAGUCUUCCUGCUUUGUGGGAGAUUUCUGGCCUAUUUGUUGAGGAGAAAUCAGAGGCAGAUGGUGGUGAAUAUGUUUACAAAUGUGUCUGUCCUCCCAUUCAUGAGGCUAUUAUCAAAUAUUUUUGUUGGGGUGAUAGUAAUGUUCAAUCAACUAUUGGUGUUCUGGUUGCAGAUUCAUCAACCAACUGGUGGACUCUUGAGCUACUGGUUGCUUGUUACUUUCGCAAAGGAACCCCAACUACUAUCAGCUUGAUAAACAAGGAUCUAAUGGGAAAGAAGCAACAACAAGAGAAAUUGCAUAUCACCAUUUCUAUUGACUUUGAACAGACAGUGCCACUUAUCAAUACACCCAUAUUACCAGGGACCUUUUUAAUUUUACGUCAAGGACAUCCUGUCUGUGACUUCAUUGCUUACUCUUCAGAAAACCAUGGUGAACUCUUUUUUAUCCAGGUUUCCAAAUCAUCAUAUAUGGCACACAACUCUAAGGUCACUGAUUUAGGGGACACAAUUCGAGGGAACAAAUCGAUUUUGGAGCACUAUAUGGAUCUUUGCCUAAUGGAGGAUGGGGAGAAGAGGUUUCCAAAAGUCAAAAAUCAGGACAUUAAGAACCUCAACAAGAAACUUCCUACUGGCGUCUAUUAUGUGUACAUUACAACAUCAGAUUCAGUACUCAGAUCAAGAAACAAUUUGAAGAAUCAUCCAGUCAUUCUUGUGCAAGGUGAUGAUGUUAGGAGUGUUGUGGGUGUCACUUGGGAUUUGUACAAAAAUAAAAUUUAA